This is a messenger RNA of Trypanosoma grayi, 372 nucleotides long. RefSeq lists its product as hypothetical. The transcript has a single exon. NCBI's taxonomy places the organism in Eukaryota, Euglenozoa, Kinetoplastea, Trypanosomatida, Trypanosomatidae. Bases 1 to 372 code for a protein of 123 amino acids. The record is from RefSeq and is a predicted model, not a curated record.
AUGUGUGCUAGUGGCGGCAACGACCAGGAGGCUACCGUAGUGUUAGGAGCGACGCUGCGGCGAUGCGUGUCUGCACCGCCAGUUACCCGGCGCCCCACCAGUACAGACAUGCGGACAGCGGCUGUUUGUGACCCCGCCGUGUUUCUUUUUCCGCUGCGGCUUCGCCUCCAAGGUGUGAGUGCCUCUUCUCCUGCUCGCCACCUCCUCUGUUUUCUUGUUUUUCUCUGCCGCGAAGAGACAAGUUUUGCUACCAGCCAUCUCUCUACCACACUGAGCCAAAUGAACGGUGCGCCCCUUUGCACCACCCUGUUCCUGCUGCUGCUGUGCUGCGCAAGUGCGUGCCUCGGCUCGGUGCAGGUGUUUGAGUGGUAG